Molecule: messenger RNA, 2343 nt
Organism: Brassica napus (rape)
Lineage: Eukaryota; Viridiplantae; Streptophyta; Magnoliopsida; Brassicales; Brassicaceae
Exons: 5
Coding region: 1-2343 (780 amino acids)
Source: RefSeq, a predicted model, not a curated record
AUGAGGACGCUCAGUUGGAACUGUCGAGGGAUAGGGAAUGACCUCACGGUUCGACGCCUUACGGAGAUGUGUCAGAAGCAUCACCCAGGACUUGUAUUCCUUUCUGAAACGAAGAACAAGCGGCUGCUGUUGCAAAACAUUCAGGCCGACUUAGGAUUUGAUCACUUGUUUACCGUUGAGCCACUUGGUCUCAGCGGAGUGAGAAAGUGGGAGGCAGAAGACGCUCAGAUAGCUCUUUCUUGCCUUUCAAGCAAAUGCUCACUGACUGUGGCUACCUCUGAGGAAAUAACAGCUGCUCUGAAGGAAUUAUCUACUGCUCUUAAGGCAGAAGAGAUGUUUUGGAGACAAAAGAGUAGGGUACUUUGGUUAAGGGAAUGUGAUAGGAACUCAAAAUAUUUCCACGCGCUGGUAAAGCAGAGAAGAGCUAAGAAUAGGAUAACACAACUUCUGGAUGAAAAUGGGAAUGUCGUGGAGGAUGAGGAAGGAUUAGUAGCCAUUGCUACUAUUUAUUUCCGACAAAUAUUUGAGUCAUCCAACCCUGAGGAUAUAGCUGAAGCGUUAUCUGAAAUCUCCCCUACGAUUACUGGGGCAAUAAAUGAGGACCUGACUGCUCCAGUGACUGAAUGGGAGGUCAAAUUAGCACUGUUUGCUAUGCAUCCAGAGAAAGCUCCAGGACCGGAUGGAAUGACAGCUCUCUUCUAUCACCAAUUUUGGGAUAUUGUAAAAGAUGAUUUAACUCGUAUGGUUAAUCAGUUUCUUUUUGAGGGGACUAUGGCACAGGGACUGAAUGACACGAACAUUUGUUUAAUCCCUAAGACAACGAAGCCGAAUGAGAUGACAAAGUUUAGACCUAUCAGUUUAUGCAAUGUCAGCUACAAGAUAGUAUCUAAGGUCUUAUGCCAAAGAUUGAAGAAGGUUCUUCCACAGCGGAUAUCAGAGACCCAGUCAGCCUUCGUUGCUGGUAGACAGAUUACAGAUAAUAUCAUGAUAGCUCAGGAGAUGUUCCACGCUUUGAGAACUAAACCGGGAGGACGGGUUAAACGAAUGGCCAUAAAAACGGAUAUGAGCAAAGCAUAUGAUAGGAUGGAGUGGUCAUUCAUUGAGGCAGUCAUGAGGAAGAUGGGUUUUGCAGAAAUGUGGAUUGACUGGAUUAUGCGAUGCAUUACCUCGGUCAAGUAUAAAGUCCUCAUGAAUGGAGAACCGAGGGGUAACAUUGUCCCUGGGAGAGGUUUACGACAAGGAGAUCCUUUGGUUCCAGCGACUGAUAGGCAGCAAAUCAAGGAUACUCUUGGUAUACAAAAUGAAGGUGCGAUGGGCUCAUACUUAGGAAUCCCAGAGGACAUCAGUGGAUCAAAGUGUAAAUUAUUUGCUUUCUUAAAGGACAAGCUCUUACACAGAGUGAAUGGCUGGACUGGUAGAUGGUUAUCGAAGGGAGGAAAGGAGGUUCUGAUUAAAUCAAUAUUGCUAGCUCUUCCGACCUAUGUCAUGUCCAGCUUUCUACUUCCUUUGGAGAUAUGUGAGAACCUAGCAAGUGCCAUUGCACAGUUCUGGUGGAGCUCGAAUCCUCCAAAAAGAGGAAUCCAUUGGGCAAAAUGGGAAAAGAUGUGUGCACCUAGAGAGGAGGGAGGAAUUGGUUUCCGUAUGAUCCAUGAAUUUAAUCUAGCUCUUUUAGCUAAGCAGCUAUGGCGUCUUGUUCAAUUUCCGGAUUCACUUGUAGCGAGAGUUCUUCGGGGAAGAUAUUACUGUUUGAGUUCGCCGUUGCGAAUGGCCACAGCAGAUACCCCAUCGUAUGUAUGGACAAGUAUUACUGCUGCGAGGAAGCUAUUACUUUUGGGCAUCAGAAGCAAAGUGCAUCCAGGGUACGAAAUCAAUGUGUGGGAGGAUCUUUGGAUCCCUUCGACGCCAGCUAGACCGGCACGGGCCCGGGCUCCAGUAUUGAACCCAAAGAUGCUCGUAAGCAGCCUUAUAAAUCCUGUUUCAAAGGAGUGGGAUAUUCGACUCCUGGAACAAUAUGUAGAUCAAGAGGAUAUUCCGAUGAUUCUGAGUUUGGCCAUAAGCUAUACUCAUCGACGGGAUACAUUUUGCUGGAGUUACACAAAGAACAGACAAUAUACUGUUAAGUCGGGAUAUUGGGUUGCUACAAACUUGAUGAGAGAGGAGGAGGAUUUAGAAGUUAUACAGCCCAGCAUUACAAAACUUCAAGCCUUUGCUUGGAAGGUUGCUGUAACAAGGAAUCUGGUACGCCGCAAUAUGCGCUGUGACAAUUACUGCCCAAGAUGUGGAGCACCAGAAGAGACCGUUACUCAUGUUAUCUUCGAGUGUCCACCGGCCUUACAAGCAUGA